Molecule: messenger RNA, 1650 nt
Organism: Tupaia belangeri chinensis (Chinese tree shrew)
Lineage: Eukaryota; Metazoa; Chordata; Mammalia; Scandentia; Tupaiidae
Gene: SGCG
Product: sarcoglycan gamma
Exons: 8
Coding region: 163-1038 (291 amino acids)
Biological process (GO): cardiac muscle tissue development; heart contraction
Cellular component (GO): sarcoglycan complex; sarcolemma
Source: RefSeq, a predicted model, not a curated record
ACAUGGCCAAACACGUGAGAAUCUGUUCUUCCAGGCAUAGUGAGUGAAGCUUCAAUCCUUUACUCUCAGGCUGUAAGUAACAGGAAAGUUUGAAACGUUACCGUCUCAGCUAGAGUUUAGGGCUCGGCAGUUAAUACCCAGGGUGCCUUUAAUAUCUCUAAGAUGGUACGUGAACAGUACACCACAACCACAGAAGGCACCCACAUAGAGAGACCAGAGAACCAGUCUAUCUACAAAAUUGGCAUUUAUGGCUGGAGAAAGCGUUGCCUCUACUUAUUUGUUCUUCUUUUACUCAUCAUUCUCGUAGUGAAUUUUGCUCUCACAAUUUGGAUUCUUAAAGUGAUGUGGUUUUCUCCAACAGGAAUGGGUCACUUGGGUGUUACAAAAGAUGGACUUCGCCUGGAAGGGGAAUCAGAAUUUUUAUUCCCAUUGUAUGCCAAAGAAAUACACUCCAGAGUGGACUCAUCUCUCCUUCUGCAGUCAACUCAGAAUGUGACUGUCAGUGCACGCAACUCAGAAGGGGAGGUCACAGGCAGGUUAAAAGUGGGUCCCAAAAUGGUAGAAGUCCAGAGUCAACAGUUUCAGAUAAACUCCAAAGAUGGCAAGCCACUGUUUACUGUUGAUGAAAAGGAAGUCAUGGUUGGUACAGAUAAACUUCGAGUGACUGGGCCUGGAGGGGCUCUUUUUGAACAUUCAGUGGAGACGCCCCUUGUCACAGCUGACCCAUUUCAGGACCUUAGGUUAGAAUCCCCCACACGGAGUCUCAGCAUCGAUGCCCCAAGGGGUGUUCAUAUUAAAGCUCAUGCUGGGAAAAUUGAGGCCUUCUCUCAGAUGGAUAUCAUUUUUCAUAGUAGUGAUGGAAUGCUUGAGCUUGAUGCUGAAACUGUGUGUUUACCCAAGUUGGUUCAGGGGACUUGGGGUCCCUCCAGCAGCUCACAGAGACUCUAUGAAAUCUGUGUGUGUCCAGAUGGGAAGCUUUACCUGUCUGUGGCUGGUCUGGGCACCACGUGCCAGGAACACAGUCACAUCUGUCUCUGAAACGCCUGCCUCUGCCCUAGAGCACCUGCCUGGCUUCAGUGAGCUGAGAAGUGCUAGCCUCAAGCCUUCAUCCUUAGGAAGACCUGACCAAGACUGCCAGGGUGACUGGUAAGGAGCAGGAAGACACACUUUCCAAAGGAACUCCAAAAGGAAAACAUAUCAAUGAAAAAGUGUUUGGACAAAAUUAUGUGAUCACAAAAUGGCAUGUGGAUACUACAUGCAAAAGUUGAGGAAACAUCAAAACUAUGUUUAUUCCACUGGGUUGAUUAAUUUUCAUUAGAACAAGUGCAACUUUCUUUUUCCUUGCCUAUCCUUCAUCUCUUAUACAUGUCAACGUACAAUGAAUUGCUAUGUGGAAUUAAUUUAUGACAUUGAACUGUGGAUAUCUCAAGCCCCACAAAGUAGCACUGUUCAAUAUUAACAUGACACCCCAAAAUUACUCCCUUCAGUUUAAUGCAGUGUGUCAGGUUUCAAAGACGAUCUUCAGGUUCCCAAGGGGCUUUGAGAUUGAUCUCAUUUUCCAUAGAUAGUCAAAAUAGAAAUAAAUCACACAAAAUCAGUCAUGCUUUCUAGGUGUAUAGUCAAUGAGCAAUAAAAAUCAGCCUAUGUUUU